UCCAACGGUGGUCCCCGCGGCCCACUAUUGCUGGUUCGGCAACGCGUUUACGUCUUAGCCGCGGACUGGUCCGCGCUUUCCCUACUACCUUUCUUUCUCGAGGGGUUGUCCCUUCCUUUGGUUUCCUGGUCUCUGGGGCUGGGGUCCGGAAACUGCUGAAAGGAACUGGAUCUCACCUCUGCGAGUGCAGGCAGGAUGCGGCGGGUAGCUGAAGCAGAACGGUGUGUGAGUGACCUGAAGAGAGUUCCUGGAUGUGGAGUUUGUUUUUUUAGAACCAUCUUUGCGCUGUGAAGUGUUUGAUGAAAAAAUGUUUGGAAGAUUGACUUUUCCACAACUGCUUUUUGCUAGCCUCCUUGGAAUUGCUGGAGGAAUAUAUAUUUAUCAACCAAUAUUUGAACGGUAUUCCAGAGAUCAGAAGGAGUUAAAAGAAAAGAUGAAAUUGGUACAAGACUCAGAAGAGAAGAAAAGUUGAUACUAUAUGGAGUUGAACUGUAAUUGCUUAAAAUUCCAUUGAAAUUAUACAUUGAGUAUUAAUAAUUAGUAAAAAGUUAUUCCCUAUAAAUAGUAAAAAAUUAUCAACUAUACUUUAAACGUAAAUACAUUAUUGAUAGUGAUUUUAAAUUAGCUUUAAAAGUAGCACUGUCAAUUUUAAUGUUUACUUUUACUUUUUGCCAUUCUAUGUCUUUUCACCAGGAUCUAUGAGUACGUUUCCUUUUAAGCAAAAAUGAAUGUAUUAAGGAAUAUUUUAUUUCCUAGUUGAGGCUUAUUUUUCUGGGAAUGCGGCCUAUACAUUGGCAGUCUAGAGUAUAUAAACUAGCUGGAAUUGUGUUUACAGUUAUGUUUGUAAAUGAAGUUAACCAAGUCAACUACCUCAUGCAGAAUGCACCUCAGUUAGCCUACAAUUAGCCUACUUUAAUGUACUUCAGCACUCUUUCAAUUCCUGGCUUUCUCAUCCCAGGCAGAAUGGAGGUGUAAAUUGAGAAUCAGGAUGGCUCAAAUUAAAUAGAGGUUUUUGAGAAGGUAGAUGGUGUCACAUAGGGUGGCAAACAUGACACAGAUCUGUUUACUUAACUCACUAGGCAAAUUUACAUUAAUAAUCGCGAUCAUGGAAGAGUUAAUUUCUUAUGAAGCUAUUCAUAUAGUUAAAGGGUUUUUUGGAAAUUGCUAAGAACUGAUUUAAUUUUAUAUUUUCAGUGAGAGCUUAAAUGUAAUCACAUUGUACAAAAUACUGUAAAUCAACUCAUUUCUUUUUUUUUUUCUUUAAAUUCAUUAUAACUUAAUAUAA
Molecule: messenger RNA, 1285 nt
Organism: Bubalus bubalis (water buffalo)
Lineage: Eukaryota; Metazoa; Chordata; Mammalia; Artiodactyla; Bovidae
Gene: PIGBOS1
Product: PIGB opposite strand 1
Exons: 2
Coding region: 308-472 (54 amino acids)
Source: RefSeq, a predicted model, not a curated record